AUGGAAUCUAAAGCACGUAAACGUAUUGAAGAACUUUAUCAAUUAACAAGUGAAAUAGUUAAAGAAUAUCAUGAUAUGAAGAACUACAAAUAUGAUUAUAAACUUUAUAGAAAAUAUAAACAAUUAAAACAAAUAAAUAAGAGAUUACAAGAAAAAAUCAUUAAUCAACAUUGUUCUGGUUGUAAAUGUUUUAUUCAAACAUAUGAAAACAAAAAUGAAGAUACAAAUGAGCAUAUUGUAUUUGUUGAUUCAAAAAAUUCGGCAAUAAUAGAAAACAAGAAAAAAACUUCAAUUAAUAGUAAAAACAACUCAGAAAGUUCAUCAGAUGAUGAAAAUGAAGACAUGGAUACAAAUGACAACGCAUCAGAAACCACAACAAAUGAUAUAGUGAUUGAGGAAGAAGAAGAAGAAGGUGAAUAUGAUUCAAAAAUACUACUUCAUAACAUUAAAGUUCUCACCAUAUGCCGAUAUCUAAUUAAUAAACCACGUUCAGGAGUUGAUUCUAAACCAUCGAAAGUUACUGUUCAUUCAUUUAUUGUCGAACAAAUUAAACCUCAACCAACUGAUUAUGAAGAAACAAACUUACGUAUUCGUAAUGAAUUACUUGAAAUACAUCAAUUAUAUAUUCAAAAAUUACUCUCAAGUCAAGAAAAUAAAAUUUCUACAAGAAGAAGUCAACGUCAACGAAAAUCACUUUGA
This is a messenger RNA of Rotaria sp. Silwood2, 699 nucleotides long. The record is from the annotation of a GenBank genome assembly. NCBI's taxonomy places the organism in Eukaryota, Metazoa, Rotifera, Eurotatoria, Philodinida, Philodinidae.